Molecule: messenger RNA, 201 nt
Organism: Aspergillus melleus
Lineage: Eukaryota; Fungi; Ascomycota; Eurotiomycetes; Eurotiales; Aspergillaceae
Exons: 1
Coding region: 1-201 (66 amino acids)
Source: RefSeq, a predicted model, not a curated record
AUGUUGCCCGAAAACAUCCUUUUGCCCUGGUUCAUUGUGGCGUUCCUCAAGACGGCCUGGCAAUGUAAUAGGCUUCUUAUUGAGGAGUCCAAAGGUGAACCAAGCGGAAACCAAGGUAGCAAUGACCCGGACCAACCGCAGAGCUUUCGCAGAACUGAAGGUGUCAGCCCGCGAGCCAAGAUUACGACUCGCACGCUGUAA